AGCAAAAAUGUCCUUGAUCAUGAUGCAACUUAUAUGUGAGUAUGCGUAUUUUCAAGUUUGUGAAUUUGUAAAAUCUGAAAGCAUAUAGACAUAUUACGAAUCUCCCUCAUAUGCAGAUCUUUAUCUUUCGAAAGAAACCGGUUGUAAAUCCACAACCAGAUAUUAAUGUUAUUUGCGAAUUACAUUUUUGUUGUUUCAUAUUUAGGUUUCACUAUUAUCAUUCUCACCAGAGGAGCAUCAGUGAAAGUUCUUCCAGGAGGAAAUGUUACUCUCUCUUGUACCAUUAAAGAUGAUCAAGAGAUCAACUGGAUCAUAAUAAAUGACAAUCAAACAUUUGUUACAAUUCUUAGGCUAGAACACUUGUAUUCAGGUAAACGUAAACCUGAUCCAUCCUUUACUCACCCAGACUAUGAAGGGAGGAUUAUAGCAGUUAGUUCUCUCACACACACUCACUCUCUGAUUCUGAUGAACAUCACCAGCACUGAUCUGAUGCUCUUCUGCUGCACUGACUUCAACAUUAAUCAAUCUUACUGCACAAAACUAAACUUUGAAAAGCAGCAAGUUACAGCUGUAAGUCAUGAUCCGAUCAGCAUAUGGCUGCCUGUCCUCUGUGUGCUUCUGUUGCUGGUCUUAAGUGUUUGUGUGUGUUGGAGAGGAACAGGACUGCAAAGAGGUUGUGGAACAAGUAAUGACCUGCACCCAGACUGUGUUUACAAUAUUGCACAGGGUGAGUUUAAUCACAUUUUGAAGAGACAAGAUGAUCGGACACUGGUUGAGGUUCUGUAUGUACCUAUGUUGUAAUUUCUACCAUUUUUUAACCUUUUUAUAGUCUGUUGAAACUUUUCCCAAUACAAAGACUUGUAUGUUGUAGAUUUUAAUUGUUCUUCUACUGGAAGUCAAGUUUGGUCC
Messenger RNA from Misgurnus anguillicaudatus (oriental weatherfish), 909 nucleotides. Lineage: Eukaryota; Metazoa; Chordata; Actinopteri; Cypriniformes; Cobitidae. The record is from RefSeq and is a predicted model, not a curated record.